AUGGAGAUCGCCAUGGGGGCUAUUGGCCCUCUCCUCCCGAAGCUCGGCAAGCUGCUCAUCGGCGAGCUCACCAUGGAGAAACGAGUGAGGAAAGGCAUCGAGUCUAUUGUGACAGAGCUCACACUGAUGCAUGAUGCCCUCUGUAAGGUGGCGGAAGUGCCGGCGGACCAGCUUGACAAGGGGGUGAAGAUCUGGGCAGGAAAGGUCAAGGAGUUGUCCUAUCAAAUGGAGGACAUUGUCGAUGCUUUCAUGGUGCGUGUGGAGGAUGGUGGCGAGCCUGCCAACCCGAAGAACAGAGUCAAGAAGAUACUCAAGAAGGUCAAAAGAUUAUUCAAGAAUGGCAAGGAUCUCCAUCGGAUCUCUGAUGCUCUGGAAAACGUGGUUCUUCAAGCUAAGCAGUUGGGCGAGCUGCGCCAAAGGUAUGAGCAAGGGAUGCGAGAUCCUACCACUAGUGCUAGUAUUGACCCUCGCAUGAUGGCCCUAUACAAAGAUGUGUCGGAACUCGUAGGCAUUGAAGAAACACGAGAUGAGUUGAUCAACAUGUUGACUGAAGGUGAUGAUUGGUUGAAGCAUCCAUUGAAGACGGUCUCUAUUGUUGGAUUUGGUGGGUUGGGCAAGACAACUCUUGCCAAAUCAGCAUAUGACAAGAUCAAAGGGCAAUUCGAUUGUGAUGCUUUCAUUUCAGUUUCUCAGAAUCCCGACAAGAAGAAAGUCUUCAAGAAUAUUCUCUAUCAACUUGACAAGAACAAGUAUGCACACAUUCGUGGCGAAGAAUGGGAAGAAAAUCAUUUGAUCGAUGAAAUCAUCGAAUUCCUUAAUGGCAAGAGGUACCUUGUCAUAAUUGAUGACAUAUGGGAUAAAGAAGUGUGGAAAUUAAUCAAGUGUGCUUUCUCCAAGAAGAGUCCUGGAAGCCGACUAAUUACGACAACCCGCGUCGUUAGUGUCUCUGAAGCAUGCUGCUCUUCUAGGGAUGAUAUCUAUAAAAUGAAACCUCUUUCUGAUGAUGUAUCAAGAGUGCUCUUCUAUAAAAGAGUAUUUUCUCAAGAGAAUGGGUGUCCUCAAGAGUUGGUGCAAAUAUCCGAAGACAUUUUGAAGAAAUGUGGUGGCAUACCAUUAGCUAUUAUUUCUAUAGCAAGUCUCCUGGCUAAUAAUAAUCAGAUAAAAACAAAGGACCAAUGGUAUACUUUGCUCAAUUCCAUUGGUCGUGGACUCACGGAAGAUCAAAGUUUGGAGGAGAUGAAAAAGAUAUUAUUAUUCAGCUAUUAUGAUCUACCCUCAUAUCUGAAACCUUGUUUAUUAUAUCUUAGCAUCUUCCCAGAAGAUCACGAGAUUAUGAGAGAUAGGCUGAUAUGGAGAUGGAUAUCCGAAGGUCUUGUUUACAGUGAUAGACAAGAAACUAGCUUAUAUGAGCUCGGUAAUAGCUACUUCAAUGAGCUAGUGAAUAGAAGUAUGAUCCAGCCGAUAGGCAUUGAUGUUGUAGGAAAUGUAGAAGGUUGCCAUGUACAUGACAUGGUGCUUGACCUUAUAUGCUCAUUAUCAAGUGAAGAAAACUUUGUCACAAUACUAGAUGACACCAGAAGAAAAAUACCUAACUCAGAGAUCAUGGUUCGCAGAUUGUCCAUUCAAAAUAGCAAGAUAGAUGUGGAAACCACUAGGAUGGAGCAUAUCAGAUCUGUUACCAUUUUCACAAGUGAUGUUGUUGGGAAAGUGUUGGAUAUUUCAAGUUUCCAAGUUCUGCGCGUGUUGGAUUUAGAAGGCUGUAAAAAUGUCUCGGAUGUUGGGUAUGUGGGGAAUCUGUUGCAUUUGAGGUACUUGGGGCUAAAUGGUACUCAUGUUAAGGACCUUCCCAAGGAAAUAGGGAAGCUGAAGUUUUUGCUUACCUUGGACUUAAGAGGUUCUAAGAUAGAAGUACUGCCAUCGAGUGUUGUUCAACUAAGACGUCUAAUGUGCCUGUAUGUUGAUUAUGAUAUGAAGCUGCCAUCUGGAAUAGGUAACCUGACUUCCCUAGAAGUGCUAGAUGAGCUGGGGUUAUCUGACGUGGACCUUGAUUUUGUGAAAGAAUUGGGCCAUCUGACCAAGCUCAGGGUGCUCGAGCUUGACUGCAAUGGUUUUGAUGAGAGCCUGGGUAGAGCUUUGGAGGAAUCUAUUAGUAAUAUACGCAAACUGGACAGUCUAGAUCCUUUAUAUGUCUUUCUUGGACUCAUCAAUUGCCUGAGCGAAGAUUGGGUGCCUCCUCCACAACUCCGUAGAUUGGCUUUCCCGUCAACUCAAAGUUGGUUCAAGACAUUGCCGUCAUGGAUUAAUCCUUCAUCGCUUCCUCUCCUCUCCUAUCUGGAUAUAACGUUGUUUGAAGUGCGAUCGGAGGUUAUCCAACUUCUUGGGACUCUGCCUGCUCUUGUUUAUCUUCAGAUAUGGAAUUAUUCUAUUAUGUCCGAAGAAGCGCAUGCGAUGGUAGCGCCCGUCCUUUCCUCUGGUGCUGCGUUAUUCCCAUGUGCGACGGAGUGCCGCUUCUGUAGUAUUGGUGCCAUGCCAUCAAUGUUUCCACGAGGAGCGGCGCCAAGGCUUAAACGCCUUGUGUUCACCUUCGCAGCCAAGUGGAUCUCCCGUGAAAACAUUGAUCUGGGCAUGCGGCAUCUCCCUUCCCUCCAGCAAGUCAGUGUUGACUUUAUCGAGGGGGGAGCUAGCCGUCAGGAGGUGGAUGAAGCAAAGGCUGCGCUGAGGGCCGCAGCGGAGGACCACCCCAACCGUCCCGCCCUUGAUAUAUGGUGACGCAUGCAAAGGGAAAGGUACAUACACAUCAUCUGAUGACGCAUCAUAUGUGCAUUGUCUCCGAUGUUCAUUGCUCUUUCUUUGUUUCACGCGGACCAAGCGAUUGAGGCUCGCGAGUUUCAGGCAGCCGGCCGGAGUGCUUAGGACGAUUCGUCGAAUCUUGCACCCAGGUAGCAUGAGCUAAUAAAUUUCGUCGACAUGGACUCAAUCGCGCGUGCCUUAAACUCCGGUGCCAUUUCUUUUUCAACCAAUACAGUCGAGCACACUGCGUUUGCCUUGCUGUUUGAUCUGUCUUUAUUCCGCACCGAGAUGAAGCUCUCAUUCUGUCCACCACCCAUGUCUGAAGUCUCUUCUUGCUUCCGUCAAUUCAACAACAAUCAAGUUUGUAGGGCGCCCCCUGCAUCUUGCCCUGAUGAACCAUUAGUUAUCAUGUAUUGAUGAUGUCUGGUUUGGAUGCUCUCCAGCAUUGUUCAUUACACUCCUUUAUUUGUAACAACUUUAUUUCAGACUCGAUGUUUAUUCCAGACUCGUAAACUGUAAUGUCAGAGUUCAGUUUGUAAUAUGGUCUGAAGUUUAUCUUCCAUCUGUCA
Triticum dicoccoides is the source of this 3359-nucleotide messenger RNA. Its product is annotated as disease resistance protein PIK6-NP-like. Bases 1 to 2769 code for a protein of 922 amino acids. Gene Ontology annotation, molecular function: ADP binding. The transcript is spliced from 5 exons. Lineage: Eukaryota; Viridiplantae; Streptophyta; Magnoliopsida; Poales; Poaceae. The record is from RefSeq and is a predicted model, not a curated record. Gene Ontology annotation, biological process: defense response to other organism.